AUUCGAUACGUGAGGUAGGAAAGCCAAUUAGAGAAGUCGCGUCCGAAAUAGCCUACUAAUGAGAAGUAACCUAAUGCUACGGUUGUUGUUUUGAACAUUGGGCACUAAAACUGCCACAAGAUCUGCAAUGCCAUUCGCUUCCAUACGCAUUUAAAUUAUAUUCCUACAUUUGUAACGUAAAAGUAGAAUAUAUUCUAGCGGUUGAUCGGUGAGAUCGUGUUUACGUCGAUGCAAAAGCCAUGCUGUCAGAGAUUUUGGCUCUUUCCUCUAAAGUGGGAGGAUCUUUGUGCUUUUGAGUCACGCAGCUGUCAAAGAUAGCUGUCACCCAGUUUCAUGAUCAAACACACAUUGAAUGAGAAAGGUUUCGCCAAGUCGAGCAGCGGAUUUCAGGUAGCUUACUCCUUGGUUAAAGUACUACGUCUCAAACAAAUGAAAAAGCCGACGAACGGUUCUACAAACGAAAAUAAAUCAAUGAACAAAACCAUUUGGAAUAUACGUGUGGAAUAUCCCGAGAAAAAGAUUUGCCACUAAAGGAAUAGAAUUCGAGAGAGAAAAAAAGGCUACUGCGCUCCUCUCGUGGCCAACGUGAAAAGGGGAUUUUUGACGGACAUGAAGACAAAAAAGGGCAUGAUGACGUUAUCUGGUAGUGAGACGGACGACGAGGACAGCAUGGACGCCCCCCUGGACCUGUCAUCCAGCACAGGAGGUAGCAGUGGGAAGAGGAAGAGGCGCGGGAAUCUACCCAAGGAGUCAGUGCAGAUCCUCAGGGACUGGCUCUACGAGCAUCGCUACAACGCUUACCCCUCUGAACAGGAGAAAGCCCUGCUCUCAAAGCAGACGCAGCUCUCCACACUACAGGUGUGCAACUGGUUCAUCAACGCGCGUCGUCGGCUCCUCCCGGAGAUGCUGCGGAAAGACGGUAAAGACCCCAACCAGUUCACCAUCUCCCGGAAGGGCCGCAAGGGAGACGACGGGGGCUUCUCUGAAUCCAGCUCCCAGUCACCCAAGCACGCCACAGCCGCCACGGGCCCCGAGGACAGCUACGACCAGCGGGCACUGCACCCCUCAAGCUUCGAGGCAGGCCUCCCUAGCCCCAGCGUCCUGCAGAAGGCCAUAUCAUCCCCUAAGAUGUCACCUUCCUCCUCACCGGGGCCCGCCACCACAGUGCCCCGCCGGCCCUCCGUCAUCCGUCACACCACUGUCAACUCCACUGUGAUGCAGAAGCAGGGCUCCAGCCCUCCCUCCUCACUCUCCUACUUCCUCUCCAGCAGUAAAACAGACCACAGUAGAGCUGCAGAGCUGCUGCGUUCCACCACAGAGGCUCUGGUGCUCUUCAGAUGCCAGGAGGAAGGGCUGGGAGCCCCUGCAGUGACCACCACCACAGAGGGUAACCUGAGCCCCCAGAGUGGGCUCUUCAAUACCCCUCCCCCCACCCCUCCAGACCUCACCCAGGACUUCAGCGGCUUCCAGCUCCUAGUGGAUGUGGCCCUCAAGCGGGCGGCAGAGAUGGAGCUGCAGGCGAAACAACUGGUGUCUUAAAGAGAAAGUGGAGGGAAAGAUGUUGUCCCUAACGGAACUCCUAGCAUGAGUUUUAGUGGCUGCGUAACAAACACAAAAUGCCUGAUUAUUUCUAUUUUUGGUAUACAAAUCAUAAAUGAGGAUUGUUUUUGUACAAAACUGUAUCAAGGUGCCUUGGCUGUUAGUUAUUUUUUACUUUGUCAUAUAUGCGUGUAUGUAAGUAUCUGUGUGUCUUUUGCAGACGGGACCAAAAAAAUAUUGACACACAAAAAACCCACUUUCUGUCUUAACUUUUUCCUAUGGAUUUUAGUAGAGCAAGGCAUGAGGGCGUACAAGUGUUCUGCGGAUGAGACAAGAGGGUGGUUCUCUUCUCCUCCACACAGAUCCAAUCCCCCGUGAUAGGAUAUGUAGUUUCCAGAUGUGUUUUUACAUUUCAGAGAUAAGUUUGCGAUGGCUCCCACUCGGACUUUCGCACAAUAGGGCCGAGUUAGGGUCCCCAUCUCAUCUCAGUGUCUUAAAGCAUACUUUGUUCUUGGCAUCGAUGAUUGAUCAACGUUAUCACUACUGUAGUAAUAAGUGUUCCGUGUUUUUUUUCAUGAUAAGGUUAUAGUUUUCUUAUCCUUCAUUUGAUAUUUUAAAAGAAAGUAAACCUCUCUUUUUGGUUUUGAUAAAGCGGUUUCCUAUACCAAGGGAUCAUUCAGAUGAACAAUGUAGCAGGUUCCUAGUCCGAGCCUUCCUCCUCACUGCGUGGCUACCCCAAAUGGCACCCUAUUCCCGAUUUUAUAGUGCACUAUAUCGGGAAUAGGGUACAAUUUGGGACAUGCCACGUAGCGACGGCCAGGGAAUUUCAAUUGUAAGAAAAACACUAAGAUUUUGUUUUUUUCAUUUGUGAUGUCACCAGCAGCAGGACCAGUAGACCAUUUUCUAAAUCACCAAAAAGCGUUUUAUGUACACAAAAAGGACCAUGUUUAUGUAUAGCUAAUGUGACACAAUGCCCAAUGAUGUGAUUUCUUUUCAUACUGUGCAAUGUUUGUGGCAAAUAGGGGUCACAUAUGGGAUUUAAAUAAAGUUUUGUUUUCUACAUA
Molecule: messenger RNA, 2603 nt
Organism: Oncorhynchus kisutch (coho salmon)
Lineage: Eukaryota; Metazoa; Chordata; Actinopteri; Salmoniformes; Salmonidae
Gene: tgif1
Product: TGFB-induced factor homeobox 1
Exons: 3
Coding region: 610-1539 (309 amino acids)
Biological process (GO): regulation of DNA-templated transcription
Molecular function (GO): DNA binding
Source: RefSeq, a predicted model, not a curated record